AUGAAGUUCGGCGAACAGUUGCGGUCAAGCAUCAUCCGCGAGUACCAGUGGUACUACAUCGACUACAAUGGACUGAAGGGGGAGCUCAAGGACGCCUCGGGGCCUCUCGCCGGCAACGGCUCUGGCUCCAGGCAGUGGACCGAAGACGACGAGACGCGCUUUGUGGGCAAGCUGGAGGCGGAGCUGGAAAAGGUCCAUACCAAGCAGCAGGUCAAGGCCAUGGAGAUUUCCCGCCGAAUUGCCGUCAGCGAGCGCGAGGUCAAGGAGGUCGUGAACCGGCUGAAUGAGCGUGGCCUUGGAGAGGAGGGCCCCAGCGAGGAGGAGUUUUUGCUGCUGGAGGAGGAUCUGAGUGACAUCAUUGCCGACGUCCACGACCUGGCCAAGUUCGUCCAGCUCAAUUAUACCGGCUUCUAUAAGAUUAUUAAAAAGCACGAUAAAAUGACUGGAUGGCAUCUUCGACCUGCCUUUGAUACUCGACUCAAGGCCAAGCCGUUCUACAAAGAAAACUACGACGCGUCCGUCAUCAAGCUGUCCAAGCUGUACGAUCUUGUCCGAACCCGAGGCAAUCCCGUUAAAGGCGACAGCGCCGCCGGUGGUUCUCAAGCCAGCUUUAUCCGACAAACGACCAAAUACUGGGUGCAUCCCGAUAAUGUGACGGAGCUGAAGCUCAUCAUCCUCAAACAUUUGCCUGUUCUGGUUUUCAAUGCUAGUAAAGAGUUUGAGCAGCAAGAUCAGGCUAUUACCUCCAUCUACUACGACAACCCCGAGAAGUGGGAUCUUUACGAGGGCCGAUUGAAAAAGACGGAGGGUGCAGAGGCUAUCCGACUUCGUUGGUACGGUGGUAUGAAGACCGAGACCAUUUUUGUCGAGCGCAAGACUCACCGAGAGGACUGGACUGGCGAAAAGUCUGUCAAGGCUCGAUUUUCGAUCAAGGAGAAGAAUGUUAAUGCCUACAUGAAAGGUGAGCUGCUACCAGCAGCCAUCUUUGAGAAGGCUCGCAAGGAGGGUAAGAAAUCAGAAAAGGCUAUUGCUGAGGAUGAGAGACUCGCUUCGGAAAUUCAGUAUUCGGUUUUGAAGCACGGUUAUGAGCCUGUUUGCCGUUCUUUCUAUAACCGAACUGCCUUUCAGUUGCCUGCCGACGCCCGAGUGCGAAUUUCACUGGACACCGAGUUGACCAUGGUUCGAGAAGACAAUCUGGAUGGCCGUUCUCGCUCUGGUAACAACUGGAGACGUCUGGAUAUCGGUGUCGACUACCCAUUUUCGCAGCUUCCCCCCGAAGAUGUCGAGCGCUUCCCUUACGCCAUCCUUGAAGUGAAGCUUCAGACUCAGGUGGGACAAGAGCCGCCGGAGUGGAUCAGACAGCUCAUUUCCUCUCAUUUGGUCGAGGCCGUCCCCAAGUUCUCCAAAUUCAUCCACGGCACAGCGACUCUGUUCCCCAACCGCAUCAACCUGCUUCCCUUCUGGAUGCCCCAGAUGGAUGUCGAUAUCCGCAAGCCUGUCACUCAUGACUUUGGCAUUCGUCGACCUGAUAUCUCUGGAACAACUACCACGUCAGAUGACGAGGAAGAGCUUGAUUCUGACGAGGAGGAAUUGGUCGUGGUUCGUCGUGGUGCCGGAAAUGGUGAAUCUAGCAGACAGGGAGCUAGGCUUCGUGCUGUCACCACGGAUACAGAAGGCCAAACAGUGGAUGCACCAGGUGGAAAUGAGGACUUCCCUAUCUACGAUUCCGACGACGAAUACGACGAGAACUACGAGUUGGAAGAGGCCCGAAGAAUUGGCGGAUGGCACUACUACCGCAUACUCUUUUCUUCAAAGGCCCAUGCCGCUGCUUCCAAAACUUGGAGCGUCUUGAAGUACGUUGUUCCGCACCCCCACGGAACGCAAGUGCCUCGAUCCGCCAGACUUGAGACCCUCUUUGGUAAUAGUAGAGUCCAAACCAAGAGGUUCAGAGCUCCUCCUGGCAAGAAGAUUUAUGUUCCGGUUCGCGUCGAGCCCAAGGUGUACUUUGCCGCCGAGAGAACAUUCCUUGGAUGGCUCGAAUACUCGAUUUAUAUCAGCACUAUUGCCACGACCCUUCUCAACUUUGGAGACCACCCGACACCGACAUCCUUUUGGAUCGCUGGCAUCUUCACCUUCCUGGCCAUCUUUAGUCUCCUCUAUUCCGUGGCAAACUACCUCUACCGCAGCCGGUCCAUUCGCAACCGUAAGGCGGCUCGAUACUACGACCGCUGGGGCCCCAGCGUUCUCUGUACCGCCCUGUUUGUGGCUGCCGCCUUCAACUUUGUAUAUGAAGGUCGGGAGAGGAAGUACUGGUAA
This is a messenger RNA of Trichoderma atroviride IMI 206040, 2316 nucleotides long. RefSeq lists its product as uncharacterized. Gene Ontology annotation, cellular component: fungal-type vacuole membrane; vacuolar transporter chaperone complex. Gene Ontology annotation, biological process: polyphosphate metabolic process; vacuole fusion, non-autophagic; microautophagy. The record is from RefSeq and is a predicted model, not a curated record. Lineage: Eukaryota; Fungi; Ascomycota; Sordariomycetes; Hypocreales; Hypocreaceae.